Messenger RNA from Spirodela intermedia, 1608 nucleotides. The record is from the annotation of a GenBank genome assembly. NCBI's taxonomy places the organism in Eukaryota, Viridiplantae, Streptophyta, Magnoliopsida, Alismatales, Araceae.
AUGGUGUGGCACGACUAGAUAAAACCAAGCUGCCACACUAGUGUCUCUAGUUGCCUAAGAGGUAGACUAAACUUGAGAAAUUAUUUAUUUUCUAUUUUAAGUAUUUACUUACCUACUUUUGUCAUUUAUUUAUAUUUUAUGGAAAGUUUUUUCUAUUUCAUGCACAUUUCGAUUGAAAUGAGUAGAACUAAUUUGAAACUUGAUGAAUGAUUUUCAUUCUUCUUUUGAAUCCUCCAAAACUCAUAUGAGAUUAAGCUAAGAUCAUUUCCAACGUAUUUUUUAUUGAUUUUUAUAGUUGAAUCUUGACAUAUUCAUGUUCCUGAUGUUCCGUGAAUAACAAGUAUUUUUUUUACUUUUGAAUGUGAAAUUACUGAGAUUAAAGGCUAAUUAAUGAGCAUUCAAUAAUUAAAAUAAGUUGGAGUCAUUCACAGCUGACCUCAUAUCAUGUAUCUGAAUCCUCGAGUGCACAUCCAUUCGAGAAAAUGAGUUGACUUUAUUUCUAUCUUUUUUUAUUUUUCGUCUUAUUUCUCUCUCCCUCUCUUGUGAGACCUCUCUCCUCUCUAUGUUUCUUGUGAGAUCUCUCCCUUUCUCUCCCCCUUUCUCUCCCUCUCUCUCGAUCGAUCUCCUUCUCUUUUUCUCCCUUUUGCAAGAGAUCUCAUCCCUUUUCUCUCUCAUGAGAGCUUCCUGACGUGACUCAGUCGUUGUAUAUUAAAUCACGUAAAUAUAAAAUUUAUAAAACUAGAAAAUACAAAUUUUCAGAUAUUUAGAAGUAUUUCUAAAUAAAUAUAUCAAUUAUACUUCAAUAAAAAUUCCAAAAAUAGCAAUAAUUUUCCAGGUCAAUUGUAGGGAUGUAAUAUAAUAUCUAGUAAUUAUUCAGAAUUUUUCACAAUGAAUACGAUUUUCUAUGAAUUUUAUACUAGGAAAUAAAAAGGAAAUAUAUUUAAAAUUCACAAAAAAGGGAAAUAAGGGCGCGGACGUCAGGAUGACGUCAGCGCCAGGUGAGUGCGAAUAGGACGGAAAUAGAGUUCCGCCCAACGAUUCUUACGUAAGCAAUUACAAACGAUUUAAUUGAUCAAAUUAAGAUCUGUAAAAGUCGGAAGAAUUGUAAUAGAACAUAGUAUAUUUUGGUAAAUUAAAAACACAAAAAUUAUCACUAAAUGAAGCGUAAAGUAAAUUGAAAGUAGUAAAACAGAGUUCCGGCGUCGCAACGGCGAUGCGUCGUCAAUGCACUAGAAUCCUAAGCGUUCGGGAGGAUCGUCGUGUAGUGUCCACGGCCUCAAAGGCUCUCUUUGGAUAAAGAUGACGUGGGCAAUCUCUAGAUCUUCUUGCGAAGUCUAGAGAUCAAUGAAGUGGGUCGUCGAAUCGUCUCCAGCGGCUGUCACUCUGCGGAGCGGAAAAAUGGCUACUUUGCGGCUCUCCGGCAGUUGUCACCCAACGGAGAGGAGCUGGAUGGAGGUGGGGCGCGUGUCAGGGAGCUUCAUCCUCAGGUCCGCGCAGCAAGAGGAGGCUCUUCAUCGCAUCUGGUACGCUCUCAGGAGGUGGCGACUAGUCUCCCAGCAGAUCGUCCUCUUCCUAACGACGGCUUGUUCAUCGAUCAAUCGGAGAUGA